UGGGGUGGAGGGAACUGGGGAGGAGAGACCCUUCAAACAGGAUCAAUGGAGGAUCAGCAGGCUCUCGACCUUCAUCCCAGAUGUCCACCUGCCUAGUGUAGGGGGUCAUUUCCCUCUGCCUAGUAGGAUGGCGGUCUCUCCUGGCUUGAGAGAGCCCCUCCCCCGGCACCCCCUCCCUCCAACAUCCUGGACAGUCCGCGGUCCUCUCCCUUCGUCAGGUCUAACCUCAGUCUCUACUGCUGCAGCUCGAGGACAAGCUCUCCUUCGAUCCCGCCGGACGCCGGGAGACGUGACCCAGAUCCUGGGGAACACUGUUCGCCAUGCGGCCCCCUCCCCGCGCUGGUCCCCGACUCCAUGGUGGCCGGUCUGCACCCCGCGCAGCCCGAGGCCUGGCCCGCGCCCCUCUAGAGCCUUCAUGCACGACCGGGGGCUUGGCGGUGAGAAAGGCCUGGCCCAGCUUGGAGGGUAGAAUGGACGUGGGGGAGGCCUUGCCCGACCCCCGGCCCGCAGCCCCCGGCUCACGCCAGGGCGCCGCCUGCACUCCUCGCCUUGCUCACCUUUGCGCUCGGAUCCGGGGCCAUAGGGACAGCGACGCGCGGUUCCGCGGCCCCACAGCACCAGCUGCGAGAGGAAGGGGCCGCGGCUGGAGGCGGGGCGGGGGGUGGAGGCGGAGCCGGCGGUGGGGCGGGGUCCUGAAAGGCGGGGCCGACUGGGUGGGGUGAGGGGAAGGUCGCCGCUCUCUUCUUUGCGCCCCCUACUCUAGCACAAUAGAGGCGGUUUGAGGGCGAGGCUCACACACAGCCUUCGGCCAUCGGGCGACCCCCCACCUCUAGGCGCUGCGGCCCUGAUAAUCGCCCCCUGGUGGUGGCCUCGCCACCCCGUGCACCCUCCACAUGCUUAUAGCCGGUCCUCUCCUCCGCUGUAACCCUAGGACACCCCCCCCACCACUUGCCUACUGCUGGGGACGUGCAAACCUGUCCUGGCGUUGCGGGGUUGGGGGACCCUCUCCGAGGGCCUUCUGGCCUGUCCUCUAACCUGGACCUCACUCCCUGUGCUCCUGCCACCGGCUUCUGCUCUCGGCCUAGGGUGUGGAGGGAAGGCUACCCUAGGUGGAGACUGGACGUUGGGGAAGCUCUGAACACAAGGCAGGGGCUUGAUUCCCAGCUUCAGGGGCUGUUCAGCUUGAGCUAUGCGUGGGGGAGAUGGUGUCAGGCCUCAAGGGGAUGAAGUAACAGCUUGACCUGAAAGGCACAGAGAAAAUGCUUUUUCUGGAUAAAUAAGCCACAAGCAUUUGCACCUGUUUACUCACCAAAUCUUAACCCUAACCUAGGCUCACCUCAGGGACUGGGCCAUUCAAACACUCGCCUUCCCCUCUAGCUCAUCUUGGGCACCAUUCUUAUCCAGAACUUAAGAGUGCACCCUUCUAGGCAAUCAAGUACCCUAUCCUUCCCAGAUUCAAUCACCUUACCCAGCAGCAAUCUAGGAAACCCCUCACAAUCAACUCCCCAACUCCUUUAACUCAACUAGGAUGGUCCUUCUGUGCAAACUUGGGUCCUGCCUCGUUUAAUAGGUCACAGCCUAUUAAAGUGAACUUAGCUCCUAUAGUCCAAACGAAACCUGCAUUCAGGCCCUGACCCAGCCUGGUCCUUCCUCCUCCAUCUAUGACAGUAUUCAUGUGGGCUCAAGAGAUGGACCAAAAUGAUAAAGGCCAUAAGAACAUACGUGGUUGACUCUUGCACGUGCCUAGGAGUCAGAACAGGAUUCAAGUGGCACAUUUAACCAAAGGAAACUUGGGAAAGACUUCAUCCUUCUUUCUGGAUUCCCCAAAGCUCACAGUUUGGCACUGAAUCAUAUACAGUCUCGUAGUUUGGAUGGCUGUGUGUGACUGCAGACUGCUAGACAGCAGGGCCCACAUCACAGUUCCACCUCCCCCAGCACUCUGCAAAUAGGAUGUGUGUGGCGGGGAGAGGGAAGGUAGCUGGGGAGAAACACAAUAAAAAAUGUACACACACUUUUACA
This is a messenger RNA of Nomascus leucogenys (northern white-cheeked gibbon), 2019 nucleotides long. RefSeq lists its product as uncharacterized. Bases 321 to 722 code for a protein of 133 amino acids. The transcript has a single exon. NCBI's taxonomy places the organism in Eukaryota, Metazoa, Chordata, Mammalia, Primates, Hylobatidae. The record is from RefSeq and is a predicted model, not a curated record.